Eurytemora carolleeae is the source of this 1911-nucleotide messenger RNA. Its product is annotated as nuclear receptor-binding factor 2. The record is from RefSeq and is a predicted model, not a curated record. NCBI's taxonomy places the organism in Eukaryota, Metazoa, Arthropoda, Copepoda, Calanoida, Temoridae. The transcript is spliced from 6 exons. Gene Ontology annotation, biological process: autophagy. The coding region runs from base 192 to 917 and encodes 241 amino acids.
CUUCAGAAUUAAUCACGUUUUAAUAUCUUGCACAAUAAAUAUUUAAUAUUGGCAAAACUAAAUAACGUGGCGUAUUCUUUCCUAAGUCGAUUCUUUCUCAUUGAAUCUAACAUUAAAAAUCCAGUUUUUCAUCCUGUGUAAAACUGCGUAGUAAAAACAAGUAAUUUUGGUAUUGCAGGACUAAAUAUGUAAUGGAGCUGAAAACUAACCUAAACUCUGCUCAUAAACUAGUUCGGGUUUCGGAGAGACAGAUCAACCAGGGGAAACAUUCUCAAGCAAUACAAACCGAAAAGGAGGUUGUUAAGCUACUCAGGCUUGCUCUAGAAGAGUGUAAGGAUAACAAGAUCGCUGAGUCGAUCAACCUGCAGAUAGAGUUCCACAUCAAGCAGCAGCAGAUCAUCAAGAUCAAGGAGAUCAAUUACAGCAAGUACACCAAGAACCUAGAGAACUUACAGAGGAGGAUGCAGAAGGCCACUUUGCAGGAGGCAGAUGCACUUCAGGGUUCCAUCUAUAGAGCCUUCGAAGAGACAGAAUCUCUGCUAGCACACUUAAGACAAGGAACUGGAGAGGAGGAAGAAGGAAAAACUUCACCAGCUGGAGCUAAAAUGCCAAAGGAUGAUAAAGUAAUAAUAGAAGAGUUGCAGACCGCGAACAAUCAUCUUAGAAACAUGGUGGAAACUAUGUUCUCCGAACUGGAAACUUGCAGGAGUGAAAAUGCAGAGCUUAAGAACCGUAUUCAAGACCUAGAGCGGGAGAAGAGUUUAAGAUCUGUUGUAGAUGCUCCGAUCUCUAUUCUAGUACAGGAGAAGGUUGGAGAAAUCCCGACCUAUGAACCUGUAUACGAGUCCCAAGAACUGCCCCCACUCGCCCCUCUGGAGCUCCCCACAUUUGAUUUUAGUGUUCAUCAGAAUCAGUGACUUCAAGUCCUAAUGAUCUAACAGACUUAUAUAUCAUCCGAUAUUAAUACUUUUCUUUUCCAGAAGUGAACAAUGAAUGAAUAUGGUUGAGACAGCAGAACAGCUGAUCAAUGCGACAAAACAACUACGGGGAGGGGUCCUCUAAACAGAAUUAAACUUGAGAACUUUUUUACAUAUUCAUUCAUUGGAGAACUAGACGAUAUACGGGUAUCAGACGAACACACACCAGACACGCAAACACCCGACCCUACGGAUUACCAGAAUCCAGUGGCACACCAGACUCCCUAUCAACGCUUAGACCAGACAACCCGACCUAUGGAUGUCCCCCUACACCCAAACCUUUAGUUAUAAGGAACUUGAAAAUGAAAUAUUUUUCAAAGAGAAGAAUACAGAACCAGUGAUUAAUAAUGAGUGAAUGAUUAAUAUAUAAUAGGUGUAAAAAUGGCAAGGAAUGAAUGAGUGAAUACCAGUGUUAAUCAAGUACUGAUGAAUGCACCCAGUGAUUAUAAAAAAUCUGAAUGAUAAAAACCUUUAAUUCUGCAGAAACUCGAAUCUUCAGAGUGCUCUUGAGAAAAUUGAAGGUUACAUUUAACAGCAAGGUUCGAAAACCAAAAGCCUGGAAACCGCAAAACAAGCACAAAAGAUUUUUUCUUCAUGUCAAUUUAUUAUUUGUAUUUGUACCGCGCUGUAAUGGCCGGGUUAAGGAUGAAUUUCCCGGUGACGAAAUAAUUCUUGUAGUCUCUCUCUCUCAACAUUAAGUUGCUCUGUUCAACUUAUUUUGUAAUAGCGAGGUCAACAUUGUAGUCUUUAAAUAUUGUAUUCCUGUAUGCUUGGCCCUGGCAGAUUAUGAGAAAUAACUUCUUUUUUAAACCUAUGGUUUAUACCGAGUGAAUGUGUGAUUAAAAAGGUUAAGAUGUAAAUUUUAUUUAUAGAACGCGUGUCAUUUUUUCCAUAAUCGAAACAACCCAUUUUUUAAUAAAAUUUUAUGAAUCUA